AUGGGCGAAGUGGAUAAGAGCCCGAAGCGCAUCGGCGUCCUUUCGGCGGACAAUGGCAGCAGUUCUGACCUUCCCAACAAGUUCUAUCAUUGGCACUCGGGCUCGCAAACACUGCCGUUCAUAAAGAAUGAGACUGACAUUGUCCAGUGGCUUCUGGAAGUGGAUGCCGCGCGCGGCAAAGACACACCGAGGGAUAUGGAACAGGAGGAACUUGUCGCGUUCUUUAAGGGACGUUCUCAACAGGGGGGCACACCGAUGGCGUCCGUUAGCACCACCGCCAACGCAUCCAUUCCGCCGCGUGGUGAAGAGGAUGAGCCCCACUUGACGAGGUCCGUCGCACGACUGUCGCCGCACAUCGCCUCCAGCGCAGCGUACCACGGCAAACCGAUGCGGGAGGCCUUGUCAAGCGCGCCACAAACUGGGAGGUCAUCUUUGCCAUGUGGUACCUCUGCGUCACGGUUCAGCGGCGGUGGUGUAAUGAUGAAGACAGCAACGGCAGCGGGGAUCACAGAGGGCCUUGGUGGUUACUCUCCCGGUUUUGUACCAAAGCAGCAAAAACAACACCAUCAGCAGCAAUCGCCACUGGUAUUGGCCGCAUCACUUGGGCGUGGCUUUGUACAUCAUUUGGUUACUGGUAACAGUAGCAGCUGCAGCGUGCCGGAUCUCUCACUGCCACCCUCACUCGGCACAGGAGCCCCCGUGACUUUCUGUGGGACCCCAGUGAAGAGAACAGUAAACGGUGAAACCACCAGCACUACCGCAGUUCUCUUGGAAACGACAUGUGGUGGGAGUGACCAGACAACGCCGCUUCGCCAACGCAUCCUUCCAGUGGCUGACCGCAUUAGACAACCGCCUUCCGCUCCGCACCAUGACCGACGUCGGAGGGAUAUGGGCCUCACAUUAUGUUGCAAUGGCGUCACAAACACCAAAAGCAGGUCCCUGCAGCAAUUGCGGCUUAAUAACCCGCCGAAGUUGUGUCCUCCCUAUGCCCCACGACUGCUCGCACUCGUAACGGAGUGCCCAACCACCAACACCACGACAGGUGAUGCCACUGGUCCCGCUCAACAUCUGAACUCACUGCUGCCUGGACGCAGGGGGGUGGGGGUCUUGUCGAAGGAGACAACUGCCACGCAAGGACGAUGA
Messenger RNA from Trypanosoma cruzi, 1143 nucleotides. RefSeq lists its product as uncharacterized. The transcript has a single exon. Lineage: Eukaryota; Euglenozoa; Kinetoplastea; Trypanosomatida; Trypanosomatidae. The record is from RefSeq and is a predicted model, not a curated record. The coding region runs from base 1 to 1143 and encodes 380 amino acids.